Molecule: messenger RNA, 2861 nt
Organism: Drosophila navojoa
Lineage: Eukaryota; Metazoa; Arthropoda; Insecta; Diptera; Drosophilidae
Source: RefSeq, a predicted model, not a curated record
ACGAUUCACAACGAAUUUUUGUUUUAAUUUCUGAACAAAUCAUAAAAAUUAUUUCGAUUGCGUCAUUUUAAAAAAAAUCAGAAAAAAAUCUGAAAGAAAAAAUUUUUUCUACGCUCGCGUAAUUUUUGUGUGCUAUUUAAGGCGCCAAUUUUAUAAUUGAAAUUGAAAUUGAAAAGGAUCUGAAAUGGAUCAAAAGCGUGGAAAUGCUCGCCAAGGCGCCUCCAGGACGAGCGUUGCCUCGCGACAUGCUGCUGGUAUGCCGGCCAAUGCUGCUAACGUGGCACGCAAAUACGGCAGCGAGGUCAGCCUAACGCCCAGCCAGGCCAGGCAGAACGUGGAGAAUCCACGCAAGAGUCCAUUGGAUGCUUUGAGUCGCAUGAAUUAUCGCCAGGAUCCGUUCCAGCGCCGUUCAGGCUUGCAGGAUGUGGACGAAUCGUUCUUGGCCUCGAACGCUUUUGCUCGUCCCUCACGCUUGCGUCACUCGGGUCUGGAAGCCAGUAAUGUGCCUGUGGCUGGCACUCAGCAGCCGGCUGCCAAUGCUGCUGUCGCACCCAUACGUGUCGCCUCUGGCCAAGAGCCGCUGCAAUCUCAGGUGCAAUAUCAGCAACAGCAGCCACCUCUAAUGCAGCAGCCGCAGCAGCAGCAGCCGCCGCAGGCUGCUCCGACACCACAGCAGGCUCUCGGCAAUAUUGCUCCGGCACAAGUACAAAUGCAACAGCAGCAACAGCAGCCGCCUGCAGCGGUGCCACAACAGCCGCCAUUGGCAGUGCCCGCACAGCAGCCGCAGCAAUCGAUGCCGCAACAGCAGAAUCAACAGGCGCCACAAUAUGUGCAGCCACCGGCAGCUGGUCAGCCCACUCGCCAUGAUCCCUAUCCAAGUGGACGAGCCCAUGUGCAGCAUCAGCAGCAACCGGAAGUGCAGCAGCAGCAGCAGCAAAUGGUGCAGCAGGAUGCAAAGGGACAAGGUCAAGCUCAAGCUCAAGCACAGAUGCAGCAGCAGCAGCCAAUGCAACAGCAACAGCAGCAGCAGCCACCGCCGCAGAUGUCGCCACGCAAAUACCAACAAAUGCAACAGCAACAACAUGCACAACAAGCACAGCAGGAGCAAGAACAACAGCUAGAGCAACAGGGCGAUUUGGGGUUGGGGAUGACACUGAUGCAAUCAUCGCCACCACCACAUAGCUAUCGACACUCACGAGCCUAUCGCCACUUCAAGAACCCGCCACAGCCCCACAUGUGCAUUCGCACCACCACUGAAACUGGCGAGGAGUUGUUUAUCAAUGUGCUAAGCUGGACUCGUAUUGUCAUACCACAGGAGCCCAGUGAUCCUAUACCUUUGUAUGGAGGCAUGCGCGUGCCGCCUGGCAGCCCGCGCAGUCCACCCAUUGUGUUUGCCGUUAUGGCGAAUCCUGAAGUGCUCAAAGACUCGGGACGCCAUAGCAAGGAUCCCGAGGAACGACGCGCUAUGGUAGAGCUAAUGUGCGAUUUUGUGGAGGCUAUGAAUCCCGGCGUGAAACUAGUCAGAAACGCCGUCAUACUCAAGGAUCGUGACAUUUCGGGCGAGCUUAAGGAUGUCUGGAAUGCUGUGCAGGCGCAGCGGGACCGUGAGCGUGAGGAGCAAAUGUUACAACAGCGCCAGCAGCAGCACUAUCAAAACAUCACUACGCAACAAAUGUUUCCCAAGUCACCGGAUGCAAUGCGUGCUGGAAGUGCUGCUCAGUCAAAUGCAUCCGAGAUCGGCUUGCCGCCAGCAUAUAAUGCCGAUCUUAUGGCGGCUGAGCAUGGGAACGGCAUUACACUGGCCGUAUUUGCCCAGCAGUUGGAUAACAAGGUAGCCAGUGAGCAGUCGGAUGAGCAGCAACAGCAAGAACAACAAGCGGGUAGCAACGAGUCAACGCCUGGCGAUUCUUGCGGUGAUCAAACGGAUGCAGGUGUCGUUGUUAAUGGCAACAGCGGCUCUCCAUCUGCUACAGAGACUCUAUCAACAGUCGAGCAAGUGACCCAAGAACCAGAGAGCAAAUCAGCCAAUACGACUACCAGCAAUGGUUGUAGUACUCCAACAAAUGUGACAACAGCUCCAGCGCCAAACGCUGCUGCUGUUCAGCCUACAGUCAUACCUACGCCCACGCCUCCUGCAGCCACGCCACCUCCAGCAGCGCCAGUAAAGAAGGAGAAGCUUGGUGGCUUCUUGCCCAAUGGUUGCAUAUUCCCGCGCUUCAAGAAUAACAAACACAAGGAUAAGGAUGGCAAUCACAAGGAGAGCAAGAGCAAAGAGAAAACGCUGCUGAAUGCGCUGAAGAAGAGUAAGGAGAAGAAGGUGGCACCCAGCGAGCAAGCGCCCAGUGACAAAACAGCCACGGAGAAUGGCACCACACAGUACGAGAAGAACUGCAUCAACAAUCUCGAGUGCGAGGUGCAGAAACUCGACCUGAAUAGCAGCAACAACGACAACAAUAUGUUCAUCAAGCUGAAAGUGGCGCCCAGUGCAGCAUCGGCAGCGGCUGCUGCGGCCAAGUAGAUAAGUAUAACUGAUAACGAUGAUAACAUAAAGUUUCAUAAGUAGGAAGAGUAAAGGAUAUCCGAGUAAACAGGCACGAUACGAGUAAUGAGUAGAGAGAGAACUACCUUUCGGGUAGCACUAGCACUUCACUAGCACCUAGGAGUAUUUAGAGUCGUGGACGUUUAAUAUAUACAAGAUUUACAUAAAUCAUACAUACAUAUAUAUAUAUAUGUAUACAAAGUACGUUUAUAUAUGAAUAUAUAUAUACAAUAUAUACAGUUGUAUCAGUCAAUUUUUGAAGGCAAAUCGACAGACUCUCAAUGUAAUAACUGAAAAAAGAAAAAUAUAAUAUUGUGCCAUG